Penicillium riverlandense is the source of this 561-nucleotide messenger RNA. RefSeq lists its product as uncharacterized. Bases 1 to 561 code for a protein of 186 amino acids. The transcript is spliced from 2 exons. Lineage: Eukaryota; Fungi; Ascomycota; Eurotiomycetes; Eurotiales; Aspergillaceae. The record is from RefSeq and is a predicted model, not a curated record.
AUGGGCGGCACCCGCCAUCUCGAGAAGUGUUGGAGCAAGAUCCAUGACCGUCGCGAAAGAGGGUACUACCUUGUUCUGGGGCCACGACCGGGGGGCCGGGGGGGGGGGGGGGGGGGGGAGGAAUCGGACUACCAUGGGCAGCACUCGAAUGCCGCCUUCCGUAGAGUAUAUCUUGUACAACCUGGUACCCUCGACUGGGCUGAAGCACGCUAUGAAAGCCGCUACGGAACAAUUAAAUCCCACUGGAAGAUCAAGGAUGACGGUGACAAGAAAUUAUUUCACCUGGCCAUUACUGUGCCUCCGAACUCCAUAGCGUGGGUGAUCACCCCGGAAAAGCAGGGGUCGAAGGACACUGAUGAGAAUGAAUCUGGUGUAGGGUCUAGCCUAGAUAUGGCGGAGAUCAAUUUUGCCCUCCGGACUUAUUAUUGCCUCCCUCGGAGUAUCUAUUCAAACCCGCACAUCCCUUGCGGUGCUAAGAACUUGGUGGCUCUGUCCUGCGCCAGUCAGAACCGCCGGGCGGCCCAACCGAAGCCCGAGUGGGCCCCCGAUAUCUUCGACUGA